AGAGCUUCCGUUCUCUACGUCUCACGGCCCUCGCCUGCCUAGUGGGAGAUGCCCACUCCGUAUAUAACACGACUACGCAGAACCACAAUAUGCAUUAACCGAAUAGCAUCAUCAUGAAGGUAUUCGUAUGUUUAUUAGCCGUAGUGGCAGCCGCUAGCGCUGGCUAUAUUGGAGGUGGCGGCGGCGGAUGGUCCGGCGGCGGUGGCGGUGGAUAUGGCGGCGGCGGCUGGUCUAGCGGCGGCGGCGGCGGAUGGUCAAGCGGCGGCGGCGGCGGCUACGGCGGCGGCCAUGGUGGAAGUGGUGGACAAGUUAAGAUCAUCAAAAUCGUAAGCUCCGGUGGUGGCGGCGGCGGUUACGGCGGUGGUUUCGGAGGCGGUCACGGAGGUGGUUUCGGAGGCGGCAGUGGCGGCUGGAAACUUGGUGGAGGCGGUGGUUACGGCGGUGGUUCCAGCGGCUGGAAGUUCGGAGGCGGUAGCGGCGGUUUCGGAGGCGGUUCCGGUGGCUGGAAACUCGGCGGCGGCGGCGGGUAUGGAGGCGGUAGCAGCGGAUGGAAAAGCGGCGGUGGCGGCGGCGGCUGGUCCAGCGGCGGCUCCUCUGGCUGGUGGUGAUCUUUUACUUGCGACAAUACACUAAUACUUCCUUA
Zerene cesonia (dogface butterfly) is the source of this 643-nucleotide messenger RNA. It is a transcript of the gene CPG15, whose product is annotated as glycine-rich protein DOT1-like. The transcript has 4 exons. Lineage: Eukaryota; Metazoa; Arthropoda; Insecta; Lepidoptera; Pieridae. The record is from RefSeq and is a predicted model, not a curated record. Bases 114 to 608 code for a protein of 164 amino acids.